Molecule: messenger RNA, 3194 nt
Organism: Rhineura floridana
Lineage: Eukaryota; Metazoa; Chordata; Lepidosauria; Squamata; Rhineuridae
Gene: CDK19
Product: cyclin dependent kinase 19
Exons: 15
Coding region: 553-2121 (522 amino acids)
Biological process (GO): protein phosphorylation
Cellular component (GO): mediator complex; nucleus; cytosol
Molecular function (GO): ATP binding; cyclin-dependent protein serine/threonine kinase activity; RNA polymerase II CTD heptapeptide repeat kinase activity
Source: RefSeq, a predicted model, not a curated record
CAAGAGAUAAACAAGCCUCAGCGAGAGGCUCCCCGUCAAGCUGACCUCGGCUGUAUCCCGCUUUCCCCCCCUCAGAGUGAAUGUAAGUCAUUGUUCUUCCGGUGGAUUAAAAAAACCCAAAGCAAAAUCAGACUCCCCGAUCUCAUGUCUGAGCAACCUCUGACUCUUCCGCUACUGCCCGGCAACGUGAAGAGUCAGCAACUUCCCAGCACCCGCUCAGCAAUAAUCUAGGAACGGGCUGCAGUGCGCAGGAGCAUGCAAGCUACGGGGCUGCAAGCGAUGCUGGGAAUUGUAGUCUCUGCUUCCUCAGCCUUCCCCAGACUUUUUAAGAGCUUGCUCUUUCUCCAAUACUACCAAACCCAGAAUCCCUUGCGGCCCUAACUAUUGGAAGCCUAGUUGAAGCGGGUGGCAGCGGAGUGGACUCCCCCCUCCAAAUCCAAAACAAGGAAAUGGUGCCCAGUGUGGUAGCUUCGUGCCCCUGACGCUUGUGCGGCCGCUGGUUCCGCCGCCUCAUCCUGUCCUUGCCUUCCCCUUCCUUCACUCGCCCCUUCUAUGGGUGAGAGACAUGGACUACGAGUUCAAAUCCAAGCUGGCGGCCGAGCGCGAACGGGUGGAAGAUCUGUUCGAGUACGAGGGGUGCAAAGUCGGGAGAGGCACCUAUGGGCAUGUCUACAAAGCCCGGCGCAAGGACGGGUAAGAGGGAACCGAGCUUCUUCGAGAAGGGGAACGGGGGGGGGUCCAGGGGAAAGCAGGAAAAAUGAGAAGGAGUAUGCACUGAAGCAGAUUGAAGGUACAGGGAUAUCCAUGUCGGCAUGCAGAGAAAUAGCACUUUUGAGAGAACUGAAGCACCCUAAUGUGAUUGCAUUACAGAAGGUUUUUCUUUCUCAUAGUGACAGAAAAGUGUGGCUGCUGUUUGAUUAUGCCGAACAUGAUUUGUGGCAUAUUAUCAAGUUCCAUCGUGCCUCAAAAGCAAACAAAAAACCCAUGCAGUUGCCAAGAUCCAUGGUCAAAUCGCUACUUUAUCAGAUUCUUGAUGGAAUCCAUUAUCUUCAUGCAAAUUGGGUGCUUCACAGAGACUUAAAACCAGCAAAUAUUCUGGUAAUGGGAGAAGGUCCUGAAAGAGGAAGAGUAAAAAUUGCGGAUAUGGGCUUUGCAAGGCUAUUUAAUUCACCUCUUAAGCCACUGGCAGAUCUGGAUCCUGUUGUGGUGACGUUUUGGUACAGAGCCCCAGAACUGUUACUUGGUGCAAGGCACUACACAAAGGCCAUUGAUAUAUGGGCCAUCGGCUGCAUAUUUGCUGAGCUAUUGACUUCAGAACCUAUCUUUCACUGUCGUCAGGAAGACAUCAAAACGAGCAAUCCUUUCCAUCACGAUCAACUCGAUCGCAUAUUCAGUGUAAUGGGAUUUCCUGCAGAUAAAGACUGGGAAGACAUUAGGAAGAUGCCAGAAUAUCCUACACUUCAAAAAGACUUUAGGAGAACAACAUAUGCCAAUAGUAGCCUCAUAAAAUAUAUGGAAAAACACAAAGUAAAGCCUGAUAGCAAAGUGUUUCUUUUGCUUCAAAAACUUCUCACUAUGGAUCCUACAAAAAGAAUUACCUCAGAGCAAGCUUUGCAGGAUCCCUACUUCCAGGAAGACCCACUGCCUACAUCAGAUGUUUUUGCCGGCUGCCAGAUUCCUUACCCAAAACGAGAAUUUCUCAAUGAGGAUGAACCUGAGGAGAAGGGGGAUAAGAAUCAACAGCAGCAGAACCAACAUCAGCAACAAACAGCACCUCAGCAGCAAGCAGCACCUCAGCAGCAGCAGCAGCAAAACAGUACCCAGACAAAUGGAACUACAGGGGGGGGUGGAGCAGGAGGUGGUGGUACUGGGGCAGGUCUCCAGCACAGCCAGGAUUCUAGCCUCAACCAGGUGCCUCCAAAUAAGAAACCACGUAUAGGGCCUUCAGGCACUAAUUCAGGCGUGCCUGUCAUGCCUUCAGAUUAUCAGCACUCCAGUUCACGUCUGAGUUACCAAAGCAACAUUCAGGGAUCUUCUCAGUCCCAGAGUUCAAUGGGCUAUUCUACAUCAUCUCAGCAGAGCUCUCAGUACCAUCAGUCCCACCAGUCCCAUCGGUACUGAAGAGAUCACAUAGACGAUGUUAGAAAGGAAUGAACUAGCAGUCGGCGGACUCCAGCAAUAUGAAGUUCAUAACCAUGAGAAGAACCAAAAAUGCAAACUGUGAUGCAGUUUUUAAAAUUAACAAUGAUAAAAGAACUUCUAUUAACUAAUUGUUUUCUGAAAAGAGACAAUUCGUACCAUUUUUUUAAUUUUUUUUUUUUGCCAUAAAGGAGAUUCUUGUGAAGUUUCCCCUCAGCUUGCUUUCGCAUGUGUUCCAUUGUGGUUACUCGAAUGAAACCGUCUGAUCUAAACCCAGCACUUAAAUGUCUUUAACCUAUGGAAUUUUUGAAGGAUUCCUGGUGCACCUUUCUUGUGUUGUAGUAAUUGCCAUAAAUCUUACCUUUUCCAAAUCCCUUUACCAGGAUUUUAAAGUUUUGAAACCUUGAACUCCCAGCUUUUCUAGCUUGUAUAUAGUUAGUUUUUUACUAGGCAAACCCGUUUAGCUAUACAGGUAUAAUGCACCUUUUAAAAGCACUAUGUUAUUUUCACAGAAUAUUACUGUUUUGCUCAUGGAUGUCAAGAACAGCAGAUUUUACUGUUUCAGAGUAUUUUAUUAUUCCCUUUUUUAUUGUCUAGUUUUCAGAUGAGGUCUUAAAAAAAAGAUGAAAAGAAAAAUCUCUGCAGCAACUAUAUGUUAUGUGUUUGGACUGAACACCAAACGGAAGAUUAUGAAUGUCUGUUUUUAUCAUUCAGAUGAGAUCCCAUAGAUCAUUUUGUCAUUAUCUUCCAAGUGGAUUGACUUAAGCUUUGCUGUAAAUUAAGACAUGACAGUGAAGUAGAAGGCAAAUUAUUUUGUAGCCCCAGUAGGACAAGAGUAUGCUAUCGUGUCUUUUCCAGUAGUUAUCUGUACAUGCAAUGGUGUCUUCUCUAGUGGUAUACCUGUAUUUUGGAACUCUACCCUAGGAGUUCAACAUCAUUGAUUUCCAAUGAGAGCAAAUAAGGAGACUAUGCUACUACUUGGGAUGGGGGUUGUGAAGAUGGGCAGAGAAUCCAUAUGUUGUAUUCCCUUUACAUCAGUUUUUGUCCAUUCCUGA